CUUUCGAACAAUACAGGCUAGCCAACUGUCAUAUAACUUUCAACCGAUUAUACAAAACAUUUUCGGAAAAACCCAAGUGCGACGUUAUUUUGUUUGAAAAUUUGAUUUACCAGAACAGUUGAGUCAUUUGAUCUGUUAAAUUUGCUGCGCGUGAAGAAGGACAUAAAAGAAGUUAGAAAUUACUAAUUUGUUAUAAAAUCAGUGCAGUUUGCAGUAAUUUUUAUUUUCCAGAGUAUUUCUUGAAUAUCGUAUGUCCAUCCAGAAUCUAAACACAUUUGACCCCUUUGCUGAUGCAAGUAAGGGUGCAGACGAUGAUGUACAAGACGGACUCGUUCAUAUAAGAAUACAACAACGUAAUGGUCGUAAAACUCUGACUACUGUUCAAGGACUAUCAAAAGAAUAUGACCUGAAGAAAAUUGUUCGAGCAUGUAAAAAGGAGUUUGCAUGUAACGGAACAGUAAUCGAACAUCCAGAAUACGGUGAAGUCCUUCAAUUGCAAGGCGAUCAACGAGAAAAUAUUUGCCAGUGGCUUACGAAAGCAGGUUUGGCAAAACCCGACCAAUUAAAGGUCCAUGGUUUCUAAUUUACCUUAGAGGUGAUAAUUUUAAUAUAUGUAAAUGUCGCGCUUUUAUUUGAAUCACGGAAUUUUUAACAGCAUGUGCCCAUUCAAAGUUGCUAGCAGCUAGCGGUUAGCAAUUUUGUCCAAUAAUUUUAUAAUUGUGCCUUUCCAUAAAUACAUUAGUUCUCAAAUAUUGUGU
Psylliodes chrysocephalus is the source of this 758-nucleotide messenger RNA. Lineage: Eukaryota; Metazoa; Arthropoda; Insecta; Coleoptera; Chrysomelidae. The record is from the annotation of a GenBank genome assembly.